AUGUCAGAUAGUAAAAAGUGCUUGAGUGGAUUUCAAAAAAGAAAAAAAAAGAAGGAAAUUCAAGAACAAACGUCAAAGUUGCCUAAAAUUAAUAAUUUUUUUUCAACAAUCCCAGCUGUUGUUUCUACAAUAGAAAAAAAUCUAUUAAAUUACCAUGAUGGAUUACUCCAGUCAUCUGUGAUUCAAAUUGAUAAUAAUGUACAAGAAUCUACUGUAGCUACAGAUUUUAAUAUGCACAAUGAAUAUCCUACUGACAGAAUUCAUUUUGAAAAUACUAUUAAGAGCAAUUAUAUUAAAAGAUGUAUUUUAGCAUAUGGACCAUGUAGACCAGAUAUUGUUUUUCCCAAAACAACUAAAGAAGAUGGCAAAUCUAUUCAUUUUUCGAAAUUUUAUUAUAACAAAAUACUUAAGUCUGGUAUACAAGUACCAAGGUUCUGGCUGUGCUAUUCUGUUGGGUUGGACUCAGUAUAUUGUGAAACUUGUUGGCUAUUUGCUAAUCGCCUUUAUGCAUUUUUCAACAAUGCCUGGAUUAAUGGAGUGAAUGACUGGCAACAUCUAUCUAUUAAAAUUGACAAACACGAAAUGUCAGCACAGCAUAUUGAUGCCUGUAAAGUUCGUGUUUUAUGGGUUAAUAAUGAAACAAUUGAUAAAAAAACCGAACGACAAUAUUCAGAAGAAGCUACAUUCUGGAGAAAAGUGUUACAUAGAAUUAUAAAAAUAAUUCUACAUCUUACUUCUGGUAACACAGCAUUGAGAGGCCAUGAACAGAAAAAUAAUAAUCCUAAUAAAAAAAACUUUAUGCGCACAGUGCGUUUGUUGGCCGAGUAUGACCCCAUUAUGAACGAACUUUUAAAAGAUGAACAAAAUAAAAUAAAAUAUUUUAGCUGGAAAAUUCAAAAUGAAUUAAUUGACCUUCUAGCUACAAGUACUCGAAACUUAAUAUGUGAUGAAAUAAGACGUUCGCAAUGUUUUUCUAUUAUAAUGGAUUCGACUCAAGAUAUUACCAAACUUGAUCAGGUCAGUAUAGUUAUAAGGUAUGUGGUAAUAAAUCAUAAUGAAUCAAGUAUAAGCGUAAAGGAAUCGUUUUUGGGAUUUUUUGUUAUUGAAAAACACGGAGCACAAGAUUAUGAAGAAUUAAUCACAAAUAUAUUAGUGAAGCUCGAUAUUGACAUAAAUAAAUGCAGAGGACAGGGGUAUGAUGGGGCUUCUGUCAUGAGUGGUGUAUACUCCGGAGUCCAAAAAAGAAUAAAAGACAAAGUUCCUACAGCAUCGUAUGUUCACUGUUGUGCCCAUAACUUGAACUUAGUCAUAUCAGAUGCAGCUAAAAGCUCUCAAAAAGUUGUAUCAUUUUUUGAAACUGUUCAAGCAAUUUUCAAUUUUUUUAGUGCCAGUGCUCCUAGGUGGGCUAACUUGGCUUUUGGGAAUGACGAAAGUAGAAAAAUUAAACUGAAAGUCUUAAAAAAGGUGUGCCCAACCCGAUGGGAAUCACGACAUGAGUCUAUAAAUGCAUUAAAGUUAAGGUUUAUAGAUAUUUUAAAAGCAUUAACUAAUAUAUCAUUAACUAGUUCUAAAAAAGAUGAAAAAGCUACUAGUUUGUCUUUGAAAAAAAAACUAGAAUCUAUGGAGUUUGUUCUAAUUUUAUGUUUUUGGGAAAAGAUUUUGAGAGCAUUACGCGGUGUAUCCAAAUCCCUUCAGAAACAAAAUACAAAUUUGCACAAUGCAUGCCAAAACUUAAAUGAAGCCAAAACAAUUAUAGAAAACCUAAGAGAUAGCUAUGAAAAUAUACUGUUGGAGUGUAAAGAAUUAUGUUCCAGAUGGGGAAUUACUCCAAACUUUCAUGUUAAGAGGAGUAGACUUGCUCCACAAUAUUUUGAUGAAAUUGAUGGUGAUCGUCGCCUAAAUAUAACAGAUGAAAAUUUCAGGGCUAAAAUUUUUCUACCUGUGAUUGAUACAGUUAUAUUUCAACUAAAUUCACGAUUUCAAGGACUACAAGAAGUUACAGAGAAUUUUGAUUUCUUAUUUCCUACAAUGUUAGCUAAAAUGGAUGAAAAUGAGAUCUGGUUUAGGAUACUUUUUAGUGUACUCAGAGAGUCGGUUAGUAUGUUGAAAGAGUUGUUAGGCAUUUCAUUUAUUAGAUGGAUUGCUUUUUGGAUCGCUAAGGCUUCUGCAGUAAAUAUGCUGUUUAGGACAGUAGAUGAAUUCUGUAAGUCGAUAAGGAUUUAA
Molecule: messenger RNA, 2223 nt
Organism: Rhopalosiphum padi (bird cherry-oat aphid)
Lineage: Eukaryota; Metazoa; Arthropoda; Insecta; Hemiptera; Aphididae
Product: zinc finger MYM-type protein 1-like
Exons: 5
Coding region: 1-2223 (740 amino acids)
Source: RefSeq, a predicted model, not a curated record